Ctenocephalides felis (cat flea) is the source of this 3459-nucleotide messenger RNA. Its product is annotated as condensin-2 complex subunit D3-like. Gene Ontology annotation, molecular function: histone binding. Gene Ontology annotation, cellular component: condensed chromosome, centromeric region. The record is from RefSeq and is a predicted model, not a curated record. The transcript is spliced from 15 exons. Lineage: Eukaryota; Metazoa; Arthropoda; Insecta; Siphonaptera; Pulicidae. The coding region runs from base 31 to 3360 and encodes 1109 amino acids. Gene Ontology annotation, biological process: mitotic chromosome condensation; meiotic chromosome condensation.
AUGACUAUGUAAUAAUAUAACAUCAUAAAAAUGAAUUUUGUUAAUUUUCUGCAAAAACUACCAUUUCACUACAUUAGUAACGAUCUUCUAACUUAUGUAGUCGAGAAUGAGUUUAGUGAUUGUGAUAUCUCAUAUGACUUUCGUCUAGACAAUGAUUGUUUAAGCAAUAUCAAAAAUACGAACAAUGCUUUAAGAGAAUAUUUUGCUAAUCCUGAAUUGUCCUCAAUCACCUGGAGGCCCUUAAUCGAAGAUAACGGCGUUGAAGUUCAUAAAUGUUUGGGCUUUAUUCUUUGCAUAUUGAAUUAUGCUAAAAAAGAGAAAAAAACCGAAUUAGUUUUUGAAUUAUGUAGUUUAUAUUUAUUAUUGAUAAAUCUUCCUCUAAGUCGUCUGAUGAAUGUUUUUCAUCAAAAUCUUUAUUUACAAUGCAUUGAAAUAGCUUGUUGCUACUCCACACAAAGAGAUAUAGGCCGAUCUUUGCUCAAGAAUAAGACAUCAAUUGUAAAUUAUUUCCAGGAUUGGGAGAUGACUCUAAAAAAUUUUGAUACAAAAGAUACUUACUCAUUGGAUCAUACAAUGAGAUGUUUAAUUAAAACCGUAGUUGCAUUAAAUGCUACAUUACAAGAUCUAGCGGUUCACAUUUAUGAUUGUGCAUACAGAUUAUUCUGCUUCAAUAAACCUGAAGAAACACUAUUAAGUUUAAUAAAAUAUGCAACACCUUUUUUGAGUAUGUGUGAAAUGAAGGAUUUGAAUGCUAAUGAACAAAUUAUGAAUCUGAAACAACUUAUUCAGUUUUUCAAGAAGCUAAUGGAGAAUUUUGGAAAUAGUAUUUCAGAUACAUUUUUGCAGCUUGUUAAGAGUAUGACAAUUACAAGUGCUGAAAAACCAGGUUUAAUUGAGAUACGCCGUAAAAGAAUUAUGGUUAUAGUACAGUUUGUAAAAGCACUUUCUUUUAAUCAUUUUGAAGAUUACAUGAACUGGUUCACGAUAUUUACAAGCAGCACAAAAAAACAACAUCGUGUUUUUGCUCAACAAUAUAUAUUGCAAUUGCUGCCUACUGAAGUUUCUUGUUCAACAUCUAUGGCAGAUUCAUAUGCAUAUGAAGCAAAUCGAAUUACAACAACUGCACAAUCACAUAAAAAAGUUCUCAUGAUUAUACUCAAUCGCUGUUAUGAUACUAGUGAUGAAGUUGUUACAAAAGCACUUCAGAAUCUGGCAGAGGCAUUCAAUAUACCACAUAUGAGUGAUUUAUUGACUAAAAUAUUUGAUCCAGAGGCAGCUGUAUUUACUUCUAUCGAUGUUGCUGAACUGCCAACAGCUGAUAGUAUAAACAAACUUCUACUACAUUAUUUGCGCGAAGAAAAAAUAUCACUGCGAAAAGCUGCGUUGCAAGUAUUAGAGUGUAUCGCAAAUCAUAAGCCAAAACACUGGUUGAAUUCUUCAUUGAAAAAUCAACUAGUAGCCAUGGUACGUGAUUUUGCAAUAUCUAUUCGAAGUCAGGCUUUAAGUAUUUUGACAGAAUAUGUUUCAAAAUAUAUGAUAGAAGAACAUGCUUUAAUAUAUAUUUGGUUGGAAAAUGUUUUACCAGAAGCAUCAAAUACAGUCAGCGAGCUUGACAGUAAGAUAUAUUUGGAUCUUUCAAAAUUAUUUCUGGAAAACUUAGUGCCUUUUGAAAAUAUUGAUAUUAAAACAAAUUAUGUAAUACCCUGGAAUAUUUUACAACAUAUUCAAGAGAAGCAUUGGAGACCAUAUCUGGAGAACUCCAUGAAAUAUUGGAAUUCUAAGAAAUUACUGGGUUCAAAUGUGAUAACUAUGAUUCAAACUUAUAUACAUACUAAAUACAAUUUAUAUGCAUUGCUUUUUUUGUCCUGCGUGGCAAAAACAAUGGCGCUGAAAGAUAUCACAUUUGCGGUAGAAUACUAUGAACAUUAUAUUAAUUUGUCAAAACAUGAUAGGGAACUGAAACAUCAGAUGUGUGCACUACGUUUUGUUUUAGAAAUAUUAAGCUCUCAACAUUCCAUGCCUUCAGAUAGAAAAGAUGCGCUUUCAGAUAGCUUGAUACUUCAAAUUACCACAUGGAAUGUGCCUGUUAAAUUAGUUGUUAAUUUUAUUGAUACAAUCACUAAUUUGCAGAAUUCUGCUGAUUGGAAGGAGCAUUAUGUGGAAAUAGCUUGUGAUACAAUUAAAGAAGGUUUGAGUGCUCUACAAGAUGGAGUUACCUUCAAUAUAAAUAAAUUUGAAAUAUCACUUUUAUUAUAUGCAGAAAAUUCAACUGGAAUACGAAAGUUGCCCUUUCGACAAUUAGCAAUCAGAUUGUGUCAUAAGAUUUGUUCUAUUGAACAAUCAGUUAUAUUGCUUUUUCGACAGAAGCCUACUUUGUACAGAACAAUGCUAUUAACACUGGGACGUCUCUGCCUGCGAGAGGAAGUUGCUGCUACAAAUGCUAUUCCAAUUUAUAUAAAAAUUAUGUUUAGAAGUCCUAAAACUAAUGAAAAAAUUCUUUGUUUCAUAAUACUAAAAGAUCUUUGCACAAUGUACACAAGGCUAGUGGAACCACAUUUGGAUGUAUUAUUGCUCUGUUUUCGUUGUGAGAAUCGUGUGCGCGCAGUUGCUGCUCGUCUGAUUACUGAAUUAAUGGCUGAUGGCUACAUUAAACUCAACGAAGAACAAAUGGUUUGCUACUUUUCAAUGGUAUUGGACGAACAGAAAGAUGUAAAAUGUGUGGUGGAGUACUUUAUUUCACAAAAGGCAACAGCCAGCCAAGACAAAGAUUUUUUACAUGACAUGCUGCUGAGCGUGAUAUACUUUCACAAUAACAAGGUUUCAUCUUUAGCUCUAGGAAAGGCUUUUUCUUAUAAUGGUGAUGAAAUGAUAAUUACUCGACAUAAUUUGUAUCGAUAUAUGGUCUUCAAUAUGAGGGAACAAUCUCGAUAUAAAACUGUACAAGCUUUAUACAAUAAUAUUUUAGAACCUUGGAGUCUUUCUACUGAUGAAUCUUCCAACGGCCCUGAUGAAUUAGCUAUUGUGUGUGAUGCGCUGACAAUUUUGUCUUUGAGACAAAUGAAACCUGAGUUUCUAAUUGUGGGUGCUAAAAAAAACAACACUUGCGAAGAAGAAGAAAUGAGAAUGGAAACGGAUGAAGAAGAACCACAUGUUGAUGAUAAAAAGAUGCUGUCGUUAAUAGAAAUGAUGACGCCAACUUUAUUAAAAUUUAAAACAAAAAUACGAACUGGGUUCGAUACACCUAAAGGAGAAAUUCUUAAGCAAAUAUUUUUGAAUUACAUUGAUGAACUUUCUAUCGAUUUCAAGAAAGAGAUUAAAAAACUGAAUCCUGAAGUUGGUAAACCAGUAUUUGGUAAGUGAUUCAAUCAUUCGAAAUACAAGUAUACUGUGAUAAUUAGUAGAAAGCAUCUAUUACACUUACAUCUUUGAAUUUACAUAAUGUAUACUGUGUUCACACAC